AUGAAAAUUUCAUUCACCGUUCUCUAUUUUUUGUUCGUCAAGCGUGUGUAAUUGAGUUUAUUUAUUUUCUCUAUUUUAAACAACACACGAAAGAUCUUGUGCUAACCACAUACAUUUGUAGCUAAAAUAUGAUUAAAAUAGCGUGAUCUUAACGUGAAGUGCAUGUGGAACCAUCCUUUCCUGGAACAAAAGAUUGUGAUGGAGGCACCAGAUCCAAUGGAGCUCAAGUAUGGUGCUGGGAAUGAUGUGGGAGGGUUGGAGCUGUGUAUAGUGUGCGGAGACAGGGCUUCGGGCAGACAUUACGGUGCUAUAAGUUGUGAAGGUUGCAAAGGUUUCUUCAAGCGCUCCAUCCGCAAGAAGCUGGGCUACCAGUGUCGGGGUACAAUGAACUGUGAGGUGACGAAACACCACCGCAACCGCUGCCAGUACUGCCGCCUGCAGAAGUGCCUAGCGUGCGGAAUGCGGAGCGACUCGGUCCAACACGAGCGGAAGCCCAUCGUGGACAAGGCCAAGGGCGACGCGAGAGAACACGACCGCCAGGCGGCCUACUCCAAGCUGCUCGGGCUCGCGGGACAGGCGCAGGCGCAGAAUGCUUUCCAGAUAAAUCCUAAGGAGGAGCCGAGCGACGCGUUCGGCGCGGUGUCUCCGGCCGCGCCCGCACUUAACUUCGCCUUCGCGGCCGCCGUGGCGUGCGGGAUCAACAAGGGAAACCCGGUGUCGCCCUACCUGGGUGCGGGCGCGCCCGGGGACGUGGAGGGGGCGAGGCGACAACAGCUUAUGCUGCAAACGCAACUCGCGAAGAACCUCUUCAAGAUGGGGCAGUUUGGUGCAAUCAACGAGUACUUCCAGUCGGCGUACGGCGCCACGCCGCCGGAAGUGCCGCUUGGGUCGCUGCACGCGGCGGACCCGCAACAAAACGAUGGCGAGGAAGCGGGUAUCCUGAGCACGGCGGAGAGCCUCCAACUGCCGCUCCAGCUGCCGGCGUCCCCCCCCGCCCCGCUGCGCCUGCACGCCGCGUGCGAGGCGGGCGCGCGGCUGCUGGCGGCGUGCGCGCGCUGGCUGCUGGCCCUGCCGGCCGCCAGCAGCCUGUCGUUCGAGAUCCAGGUGACGCUGCUGCGCAAGUGCUGGGCCGAGCUGUUCGUGCUGGGCCUGGCGCGCUGGGCGCCCGCGCUGGGCCUGCCCGCGCUGCUGCCCGCGCUGGCCGCGCACCUGCAGGCCGAGCUGCGCGAGCGCACCGACGCGCGCCGCCCCGCCGCGCCGCCCGCGCCCGCGCACGCGCACCCCGAGAUAACGAUAUCGGACUACUCGGACGAGCGUAUAGAGGAGGUGUCCGCCAUGCUGUGUCGCCUGCACCAGUUCAUCGGGCACAUGGAGCAACUGAGGCUGUCUGACCGCGAGCACGCUCAUCUUAGGGCGCUGUGCCUGUUCUCACCAGAUGGCGUCCCAGAUUUCCUGACGCGCAAACUGCAAGACUACCAGGCGAAAGUUCUCCGUUCUCUCCGCACCACAUGUCAGCCGGACGACGAGAGAGUUGCGACUCUCCUACUCCAGUUACCGGUAUUACGUACCUUCACCGGUACUUUCAUCGAGGACGUUUUCUUCGUCGGGUUCGUCGGCGACGUCAGCAUCGACGAAGUCAUACCUUACUUGCUUAACGCUGAACGUUGAUUUUUCAUAUCACAUAUUGUUGUUAUAAAAGAAUUAGUAUUAUUGUUAGACCGCUGAAAGAAUGCGAGCCCUACGCCUUACGUUGGCAUGUACUUGUAAAAGCGCAACAUGAAAAAAAAAAUUAAUACAGUGUGCAAUAUUAUGACCAAACGCAUGUGAAAACAAUAACCGUUAUUUAUAAUCUUUAAUGUUUAUAAUGUUUUUUCAAUAUAUAAUGUUAGUACGAUAAACCGCUAACUACGCACGCUAACAUCACGAUGUAUGCCAAAUAAUUGUAAAAAUAAUAAUUAUUGAAUUAACAAAGACAACAAAGAUUAUUAGGUAUAAAUUGAAUAUACUAAACACACCGAAACAACAGUGAAAAGCAGCUGACUGUAUAUUUCUCGCUCGACGGUCCCGAGUUCACCUUAUCGAGCCUUUCACCUCAGAGCGUGACGGUUCAUCAUAUCUUGAUACCUACGGGAAAAACUGUGUGCGGUGCGACUAAAUCAGUUUUCACUUUAAAAAAAAUCACACAGUGUUCCGUGCUUACAGUUCGUGGAUUUGGAAUAAGAUUUAAUUUAAUCAGCUCUUAAGUCCAACGUUCCAGAAUAACACUUACAAUCGCUAAUCAAUUUGUCCAAAAUGGUAGCCGAUCAUUAGGCACAUUUUUUCACUUGUUUACUCAGAGUAGACUGACCCAGUGGCGACGGAUUUAUAUGACUUAUCUGAGAUAUGAGGUCUAUUAACAUCUUUACUCGGUAAUCGUAAACAAAAGAAAUGAUCCAGUAAACUAUUGAUUUUUGCCUAUACUCGUAAUAACUUUGAUAUUUUAUAGGUAGUAAUUACAACUUUUAUCAUGCGCAAUUAUGAACUUAAAACACAGUAAUAAGGUUUAUUGUAACACGAGUUUAAAAUUCAAAGUUAGUUCACUUGCUCGAUUUAGAUCGGUCAGGAAGGAACGCAUUCUUUCAGCGGCCUUAGUUUAGGGUAAAACAGUUUUAUCAAGGUACACAGAGUGUCACGUAAAAAGAACCCGGACUCGGACGGAUUGUUUUUAUGUGUGUUUUUAAACUUUACACUAAAAGUAACGAAAAGGUUGUUUUCAUUAUAAGACAAGUAAGAAAAAUUAAACUUGACUAUAUUUGUUGGUUGGUUUGUAUAAACCUGUAUGUUGGAUGCGCGUUAAAAUAUCUUAAUGUUAUUUUCAAAUUUGUUAGCUUAUAAUAAAUAAUAUUAAUUUAUAAGUAAAUAUUAAGAAUUCCUUAUUGUUAUUUAAAC
Molecule: messenger RNA, 2928 nt
Organism: Pararge aegeria (speckled wood butterfly)
Lineage: Eukaryota; Metazoa; Arthropoda; Insecta; Lepidoptera; Nymphalidae
Gene: nhr
Product: nuclear receptor subfamily 2 group C member 2-like
Exons: 12
Coding region: 163-1668 (501 amino acids)
Biological process (GO): anatomical structure development; cell differentiation; regulation of transcription by RNA polymerase II
Molecular function (GO): nuclear receptor activity; zinc ion binding; RNA polymerase II cis-regulatory region sequence-specific DNA binding
Source: RefSeq, a predicted model, not a curated record